Molecule: messenger RNA, 3370 nt
Organism: Bursaphelenchus xylophilus (pine wood nematode)
Lineage: Eukaryota; Metazoa; Nematoda; Chromadorea; Rhabditida; Aphelenchoididae
Source: the annotation of a GenBank genome assembly
AUGCCUCCAAAAAAGCAUCUGGAGCUUGCCACAAUCCUCAUCGAUCGAAACGAAACGGCCAACACCUCCGCCUUGUCCAACAUAAAUUGCGACACGGAUUUUGAAGCGUCUAUUGAAAUUUCUGACUUGCUCUUGAGUAGAAAGGUGAGUAAUGAUGUGUUUUAUCAGUUAUUCGUUCUGUUUAGAUCUUCUCUCAAGCCACCGACCUGUAUUCUUGCGUUUUGUUCGGUUCGGAUCAGGUGAAUGUGUUGAAGGAAUUUAGUCCGGCAGACUUUAAUACAAUUAUUGCAUUGCGAAAUGAAAAGCCAAUGAUCUCCACGGAUACUUCUUGUAAGUUUUUGUUCUUGUUUUGUCUUUGAAUUUUAGGGUUGAGAUGAAAUAUAGAGCAUUUUUUGGAAUGACCACUUCUGGUUUCAUGGUGUAGAUAAUUUUGUGUUUUUCAACGGGAAAUUUUUGGCUUUUUUGUGAGAAAUUGCUGUUAACAGCACUAUUGAGAACUAUGCUCUUUUUUUCAUUGGUUUUCAUUUCAAAAAACACCCGUAAUAUCAUGCAAACAUCAAAUUUAUAUUGUACAUGAGAUCAAGACCAAACUUUUAAAUUUUUAGUUAUAAGAGGUAUUGAGAAAGCCUUGGAACUUUUCAAACAGUACUCCAAAGACUACCCGAAGACUAAUGUGGCUGGCAGGACCAUUUUCUUGCUUAGUAAUCUCAAAUGUGCUGAUGAAUCCGAGCUGACAAGUAAGACUGCCCUGAAAUUGGCAAGUAUGCUGGCAAAAGCUGAUGCCGAUCUCAUUGUUGGGUGAGUUAUUCAUUUAUCAAUCGAUUAUCACCUAAUUGAGACUUGAAUUACCUUAUUUUCCCUUUCAGAUCGCCUGAUAUUACCUUAGAAAACAAAAACUCGCAUGAAUUCAAAUUUAUGCAAAUUUUGGCUAGCCAAUGUUCACUUCAGUGGAUCAGCUUCUCCGAAUGUUACAAGCGUUUCUCUGGCUUCAAUCCGAAAGAGACUCAGCCAAGAGGUCAGCCGUUUGAACUUGAAGUAGGGCCUGAUGUCAAGUUGAAGGUGCAGAUGUACGUAAAGAACACAAAUCUCAAGCCUCAAUGGAAAUAUAUGCUCGUCAACAAGGCUGGCAGACAGGUAAGUCAUUUUGAGAUUUUUUUGUUGAUUUUUAGAUACAGAAAAUCAGGAGGAUCAAAAAAAUUUAUAUUAUUUUAGUUGACCAAGCGUUUUCACUUCACCACACAGCCGGAAGUGAAAGUAACAGCCGCGGAACUGGACAAAUUGACCGAUGAGGAGGUCAGAACAGGCAAAAUAAAGUCGGCGCCAGCUGGACGAAUCGUCGAUAAGGCGAAUUUGAUCAAAGGAUACGCCUACGGAAAGGAUUAUGUGCCCGUAACCGAGCUGGACAUGGAAGAUUUUGUCCCAAAACAUGAAACCAAACAGCUCAAGUUGAUCCAAUUUGCCCCCAAGGAGAAUGUAAGUGUGAUUUUUUGUCAUAAAAUUGAUUUUUUUACUUCAGAUACUACCACAAUAUAUAAUGUCGGAAGCCAGGUACUUCCUACCGUAUCCCGAGGCCGAAGCCAGCCAAAAAGUGCUAAUGGAGCUGGUCAAGGAUCUUAUUGCCAAGGAUAGAGUCGCAAUUUGUCGAUAUGCCUACAGUGCUGCGGCUCAUCCAAAGGUCGCGGUGCUGAUCCCAAAAAUGAGCAAAAGUGGAGUUCCGGUAAGAGUUUUCAAUUUGUUUUUGAUUUUUAGGCAGUCUCAGGGAAUAUUCGAGAUCCUAGUGGUCCGUUCGCAAAGUCGCUGAAGUGAUUUUCGCGACAUGCACUGUGCGAAAACAAAAUUUCAUUCUGGGAACUGGGAUGAGUGGGGAAAAAGACGGUUGGGAAACCGAAGAGUAGAAAAGUUGUCAAAUUUUGUGAAACGACUGCUACUAGCCCGUUCAUAAAGUCGCUGGAGUGAUUUUCAGCGACUUAAGCGACACGCAAUGCGCGGAAAAACGUCAGGGUGCGAGGGGGGCAGCCCGAAAAGCCUAUUGCACAGUGCAAAAUGCGGAGUUGGACGAUUGGGGAAACCGAAAAGUAUUAUUUUUCGUCGAUGCAAGUGUGAAAUUAGGAUAACCGAGGGUCGAAAAUGACAUUCAUUUUUUUCGAUAGUUACUUUUUUCCUUAAGUAGUACUGUAAAGUAGCAAUUUUUUGAAUUUUUUGCCCGAAUACUCGAUUUGGGGGUUUUCGACGGUGCUGCUUUCAAAUCAGAAAAAAAUAAACAAGAUUUUCGAAAUCGAGAACCUCUAAAUCGAGUAUUUGUGAAAAAAAUCAAAAAAUUACUAUUUUACAGUACUACUUAAGGAAAAAAGUAACUAUCAAAAAAAAAAACGAAUGUCAUUUUCGAAAUCAGCACCCUCGAUUAUCCUAGUUUCGACACUUGAAUUGAAGAAAAAUAAUACUUUUCGGUUUCCCGAAUCGUCCAACUCCGCAUUUUGCACUGUGCAAUAUGCUUUUUCGGACUCUCGCUCGUACCCUGACGUUUUUCCGCACAGUGCAUGUCGCUAAAUUCGAUGAAAAUCACUCCAGCGACUUUACGAACAGGCUAGUAGCAGCGGUUUCACAAAAUUUGACAACUUUGAGACUUUUUUGUCCCAAAAUUGAAAAUUCUUUCCGGUGUCACGAGUUUUGGAAAUUUUUGAUUUUUCUUGAAAAUAAUUUGCAUCAACAGAAGUGUUACUACAGAAAGUGCUUCUACGUAUCUUUUACGACACUACUUUCCAGGUUUUCAUCCAUUACAUCUUGCCCUUUGGAGAUGAAGUCCGAAAUUUUGAAUUUCCUCUACUAGAAGACACUGUGGAGCCUAUUUCAGGUAAAUUUUGAGUGUAUUUCGACUUCAUAUGUGUUUUAUUUUUACUACAGAGCUAUCUCUGAUAUUUCCAUCAGUUUUAAAUUGCAUUUUUUGAGGAAAAUUGAGGUUUUCUGAACAUUUUUAUAUUACACUUGAGGUCAGGUGUAAAAUUUCGAAUUUUCAGAGUAUCAACAGGACGCCAUGGACGAGUUCGUUGAUAAUAUGAUGCUAGGACCCUCGGACUACAAAUUGAAACAUCUCCCGGACCCAAAGAUUCUCCAUGAAUGCCAGCUUUUGAAGCAAAAAGCAUUGGAUCCGCACACUCCGCUCCCCGGAAAAGUGGAUAUAAAAUCGUCGAUUCGGCAUCUGGAUAGACCCCAGCCGGAAAAGGAGGCAGUGAUUGAAAGUUUGACCAAUUUGGCCGAAGCUUUUCCACUGCAAAUCGACCCAAACACCAAGGCGACCCAUUUUGUCAACCGUAUUUUAGGCCAAAAUACGCCAAUGGAAAUUGUGGAAAGAGCGAAAAAAGAGGAGAAAUAA